Scheffersomyces coipomensis is the source of this 1806-nucleotide messenger RNA. RefSeq lists its product as uncharacterized. The record is from RefSeq and is a predicted model, not a curated record. NCBI's taxonomy places the organism in Eukaryota, Fungi, Ascomycota, Pichiomycetes, Serinales, Debaryomycetaceae. Bases 1 to 1806 code for a protein of 601 amino acids. The transcript has a single exon.
AUGGAAGAGGCAUCAUUCGAUCAAGUUUCAUUUGUAACUGUUUCUGAUCCAUGUUCUACUAUUAAGGGAUCUCCAUUUCAAACCCAUAAUAUUCAUAGUAAUAAUUUUGCAGAUAUUACAACUACUACUACCACCAUCCAAGGACAUCAGUUGAGUAAGUUCAACACAACUACGAGAUCAGAAAGAGAAAGGCCUACAUCAAGAUGGAGUAAGAUCUUUGAAACGUCAUCUAUCAAUGAACCAGAGUUGGGAGUUAAAGGAGUUCAUAAUUCAAUGUUUUUUAAUCAAUUUAAUACUAAAAAAUCAAUGGGAGCUGAAUUUAAUGUUAUGGAUCAAAAAAGUAUCACUGAAACAAACUUAAAUAAAUCAAUUGAUUCAGAAAUAGAUCAAACAGGUCAUAAAGAAUUACCCCAUGAAAAGUUGAGUAAACAAACUUUAAAUGAAUCUGUGGAAGAUUUGGAAGGGGAAAUACCAACUCCUAAAACAUGGUCAAUUAUUAACUUUUUCAGUUGGUCAGCAAGAGUAAAUGAUACGAAUAGUGAUGAACCAGUUAAGAGAACAACUACAACUACAUCAGCAACAGCAACUGCAACAACAACUACAACUUCAACUAGACAAUCAAUUAAAGAUACAUUAUUCAAAUUGAAAUUAGAUAAACCAUUCUUACCAAAAUUAAAGGAAAUGGUUAAAGUUGGACCAAAAGUAACAAGACAAGCUUCAUUAACUAAUCUAUUAGAUUUAUAUGAUUAUCCAGUUACUCAAAGUGCAUUACUUGAAGAUAAAGUAUUUUCCCCAAAAUCACAUCGACAAAUAUUUAAAGAUUUAGAAAAGAUUGAAGAAGUUGAUCCCGGUAUUAAUCAUAAAUCUAAACGAGAUAUACUGACAUUCAGAUAUUUAAAAUCUUUCUUUAAAGAAGAAGUUCCUGAGGUUAAAGAGGUUGAAAAAGAACAAGUUAUUCCAUUAUCAAAGACUGUUUCAAGACAACUGACCAUAAUAUCAGUACCAGAUAGUGAUGAUUCAUCUCCUGAUGAGCCAAUAAAUUCAAAUGGACCAAUAGUUCAACCAAAAAGAUAUUAUAAAACUAUUGAAGAAGUUAUAACAGAAGGUGACCCUAAUAUACUUGAUGAAACUAUAAUUAGAAAACAAUCAUUAGAACCAGAACCAGAAGAAUGGAAUCAACAAAGUCCUGGAAUACCAAAUCUGUCAAAUUAUGGUACAGGUCGAUCACAGCCAACUUCACUUAUUAUUGAACCAUGGUCACAUUUCACUACUAUUAGGAUGAAUGCUGAAAAAUCAAUUAAGAAGAAGGUUCCUGAAUCUAAAGAAAAUUUUGAAGAUUCUCUUAAUGAAUUAGAAACAUUAUUACUGAAUUUUCUUCAAACUGAUGAUCCUGCAAUAUAUGAAGGGAAAAAGUUAUAUUUACUUGAAAGGAUUAAUGAUUUAAAGAUUAAACAGAGUAAUAAUCUGGAAAAUAAUGCUCUCUUGGAACGAUCAUCCAAUAAUAAUAAACCAUUUUUAAAAGAUUCAACCCAUUAUAAUAGUACUAAUGAUCCAUCAUUAUGGAAAGAUGAAACUCAAAUUGAAGAUAUUAUAGAAGAAUUUUUAACUAAAUCUGCCUCUAUAUCAUCAAGUCAAAAAAAGGGUGCAAAAAUUGAUGCUAUAUUUGAUGAAGAUUCAAAUGAAGAAAAUGGUGAGGAUGGUGGUUUAAGUGCCCAAGUUGAUUAUUUAACUCCAUUUAUAACUAGUAAACCUACUUUAGAUAGAGAAUGGUCAUUAUCCAGUCUGGAAUUCUUUUCACCUCAAUAA